This is a messenger RNA of Nerophis lumbriciformis (worm pipefish), 1485 nucleotides long. The record is from RefSeq and is a predicted model, not a curated record. Lineage: Eukaryota; Metazoa; Chordata; Actinopteri; Syngnathiformes; Syngnathidae.
AUGACUCGUUUCAGCAGCGAUGACGCUUCGGUGGUGGUGGUGAUUGGAUCUGGUGCUAGCGGCGGGGUUGUGGCUAAUCAGCUCGCUCAACGGAACCGGUCUGUGGUGUGUCUUGAAGCAGGGCGACGCCUGGGUCGGGAGGAAAUCGUCACCGAUGAUGCUGAAAUGUUUGGCCGCAUCACCUGGCUGGACCAACGCAUUGGCGAGGGAAACGCUAUUCCACCGUUUCCAGUGUGGAAUUGUAAGACUGUUGGUGGCACAACGAUGCACUGGACGGGUACCAGUCUCAGAAUGCAGGCGCAUGAAUUCAAAGCCCGCUCAACUUACGGCCAGAUCGAAGGCACUUCAGUUACGGACUGGCCAAUUGAUCUGCAAGAACUCGCUCCUUAUUACGCCAUGGCCGAGGAUCAGAUGGGCGUUACUGGUACCCACGGGAUCGAACGACUGCCGGGCAACAACAACUACAAAGUGUUGGAGGCCGGUGCGCGCAAGCUUGGUUAUCAGCAGAUCAACACCAACAAUGUCGCCAUCAACUCUAGUGCGCGCAACGGCAGACCGGGCUGCCUGCAGCUCGGUUUUUGCACCAGCGGGUGCGCCAUUGGUGCCAAGUGGUCUACCUACGAGGUUGAUAUUCCCCAGGCUGAGGCUACCGGCAACUUCGAACUACGAACCGAGGCUAUGGUGACUCGAAUCGUCCAUGACACCAACGGCCGAGUCAGUGGCGUGGAGUACUUGGACGCCGCUGGGCAGCGUGUGUUUCAAGCGGCCAGCGCCGUGUGUGUGGCGGGCAAUGUCGUGGAAACGACUCGGCUGUUGUUGAAUUCAAAAAGCGAACAAUUUCCCAACGGUUUGGCCAACUCGAGCGAUCAGGUCGGCAGGAAUUACAUGCGCCACGUUAUCGCAGGUGCGGUCGGGGUGAUGCCUGGUGAAGUCAACAUGCACCGCGGUACUCAUCAGGCCGGAUUGAUUAGUGAUGAAGCCCACUUCGAUCCUGACCGUGGGUUCUUUGGCGGAAUCUUGUAUCUGACCGUGCCCUUCACCCCGGAGGUCAUCGCGAGAUUGCUCAUACCUGGUUCCUGGGGCCCGAAGGUCACGUCGAUUCUCGAUCGCUACAAGAACCUUGCGGCGAUGCUGAUUCAUGGCGAGGAUUUUCCCAGUGCGAGCAAUCGCAUCACGCUACAUCCAAACAAGAAAGACCAGUACGGCAUUCCAGUCCCGGUUGUGCACUACAAGCAUCAUCCCAACUCAAUCAAAUUACGUGACUACGCACUCAGCAAAGCCCGCGCUAUGUACCAAGCGUUAGGUGCUGCCGAGGUGCAUGACAUGAUUGAUGUGUUUCCGGCCACCCACAACAUGGGCACCGCGCGAAUGGGCACGGACCCUAACAGACCAGCGUUUGCAACCCCCGGUUGUGAGAACCCGACGCUUACCAUAGUGGCGUUGGCGCUUCGUCAAGCGCAGUACAUUGACAAACAAUUGAGCUGA